UCUAUUUAUUGUUCGUUUUUCUUAUAUGUAGUUUAUUUAUGCGUGAAUCAAUGUUGAAUUUAAUUUAUUGUUUCCAAUACUUAUGUGGUAGCAAUUGAAUUACAACGGAAUCUAGUUGCUAUGCUUGAAUCGAAUUGUUCUCAAAUUUUGAUGUUUUUUUUUUUUCCAAUUUUUGCUUCAAUUUGGUGUGGCUCAACUGAUUUUUGUUGUUUAAUUCUAAUAAUUUCUUCUGGCAGGUUUCUUGUUUUCAUUUAAUUAAUUUGAUUUAUUUUUAAAAAGUAGUUUCUUUGAUGAUAUGCUGUGAUUGUUGUUGGUUAUCUACUUAUUUUGAUUAGCUUCAUGGUCUUUAAGGUCCCUGUUGUUCAGUUGUAGGAAGAUACUUGCAGCCGAUUGUUCUGCUCUUCUAUAUGUUUGAUGUUCAUUUAUAGGAUACUUAAUCUAAGCCCCUUGGCUACUAGGCUUAACCAAUCCAAGUGGGUGGGUCAUGGGCUUAAUCUGAUUAUAUGUAUUAACAUCUAGCAUGAAUCUCAAUAAAUCUGCAUGACCAAACAUUGCCUAUUGCAUUGACCUUGUGUCGAUUUGUCAUUCAUGUUUGGUGUUAACAUUGCCUAUAUACCCAAUAUCUUAGAAUCAACUUGUCUUUAAAGGCUUAAACAGUUAAACCACAUUGGUUAAAAAUGCUAAUAUGUGUUGCAUAAGCCUAACUUUGUAUCUGUUUUCAUUUAACACUAAUAGUCCAAAAAAACAAAAGUAAAUGAUGAUUUAAAUAAUGUCAUGUCCACUUAGAUAAGAAAAGCUAUUUAUCAAAAAACCCUAUAAAAUUAGAACAUAAGCUUAAUCUAAAACUACUACUAGAUAAUACUAGCUCUAAGCCUCUAACUACAAAUUUAUUGCAACAUGAACUGACAUAAGCUCACUAAUACCAAUUUUUGAAACAAAUAAGAAUAAUACAAAGCUAAUUAACAAAAUUGACCAUGAAACUACAAUGAAAAUUAAUGUUGGGGUGUGUAGGCUGGGAUAAGGUAAAUGUGCAGCUAGGGAAUGGGGCAGAAAGAGAGGGGAUUAGUGUGUGCGAGAAGGGGGCGGGGUGAGUUCAGUGUGUAGGGAAGGGGGCAGGCAGGUAAGGGAUGAUUUUAGUGUACAAGAAAGGCAGAGUUGUGUACGCAGGGGGAAGGAAGGUGUGCAACAAGGGGAGGGGGACGGGAAUAGAUGGGAUUAGUGUGUGCAGGCAGGCAGAGACGGGAUGAGUUUAGUGUACAAAUAGGGGAUGAGUUCAAUGUGCAAGCAAGGGAGAGUUGUGUAAGCAGGUGUAACAAGUUAAGGGAGGGGGCAGGUUUGUAGCCAGGGGGGAAGGUGUGCACUCAAGGAGGGGUCAACUGUUUGUAUAUGUGAUAAUGUGCUGAAUUGGAAGUUAGUUGUGAAAAUUCAGUUUAUGUAUAAAUGUCUAAUGGUAUUUUACAAAAGUAACAUGUUGAUUAUUACAAUCAAAGAAGUAAUGUUGAGUAUUUGCUUAAAGUUCAUGAAGAUGAAAAUUUUUCUAUCUUGUUCUUUCAAGUUAGGAGCAACUUAAUUCAUUCAUUCAUUUGUUUUUUUUUUUUUUUUUUUUUUUUUUUUUUUUUUUUUUUUAACUUUUUAUGUAUUCAUAGCCUUUCUUUACACAUGGAUACGUUGGAUGUUCAAGAGAGGUUAGAGUGGAUGAGGUGUGCUAAUAGGACAGACAACUUAUACAUAAAAGGGGUUAAUUCAUUUCUUGAGUUUGCUUUUCGUGACUUAGCAUCAAAUAGUGAUAUAGGAGAGGAUGAUAAGAAGGUACCUUGCCCUUGUAAUCAUUGCAAUAAUGUUCAACAUAAAACAAGGGACGAAAUAUACAGUGACUUGUUGGUGAAUGGAAUUGUGCAAGGGUAUGUUCGUUGGAUUUAUCAUGGAGAAUACAAGCCGCCACAAAAAAAAAAGUAGAAAUGAAUUGGAAGAAAGUGCUAAUGAUGAUAUAUUUAGGAUGAUCCAUGAUAGGUUUAGUCCUGGAGUCUCAAAUGAUGAGAUAGAUGACAUGUGGGAUGAAGAGCAACAGGGUUCUGAGUUUGAUUUUCCUAGAUUUACUAAGCAUACAAAUGAGGCAAACAUGUUUGAAAAUUUGAUUAGAGAUGCUCAACAAACUUUGUACCCUGGUUGUGACAAAUUCUCCAAAUUGUCAUUCAUUCUAAAGCUAUUCCAAAUCAAAUGUAUGGAUGGCAUGACUAACAAAGCUUUUACUAAUAUGCUUCAACUGUUCAAGAAUGCUUUGCCUGAAGGUGCUGAUUUGCCUUCAAAUUAUUAUGAAGCACGUAAGACGAUUACUGAUCCUGGUUUCGACUAUAAAAAAAUAGAAUCAUGUGAAAAUGAUUGUAUGUUAUUUUGGAAAGAAAAUGCUAACCUUGAAAAGUGUUCCAUAUGUGAUACUAAGCGCAAUAGAGCUUCUCCAAAAGUACUACGCUAUUUCCCACUAAUUCCAAGGUUGCAAAGGUUGUUUAUGUCAUCUAAAACAUCAAGUGAGAUGAGAUGGCAUUCUGAUAAACGCGAAGAUGAUGGAGUCCUUAAACACCCGGCAGAUUGUCAAGCUUGGAAGCAUUUUGAUAAAGAACAUCCUUCUUUUUCUGCAGAGAUACGUAAUGUAAGGCUGGGUUUAGCAAGUGAUGGAUUCAAUCCAUUUAGCGGGCUUAGAAGUGACUAUAGUAUAUGGCCAGUAGUGCUUGUUGUGUACAAUCUUCCUCCAUGGAUGUGUAUGAAACAACCUUACACAAUACUAUCUUUGUUAAUUCCAGGGAAAAUUGGACCUGGAAAUAACAUUGAUAUAUACUUGCAACCAUUAAUUGAGGACUUAAAAGAAUUGUGGGAAACUGGAGCCAAGACUUAUGAUGCUUCAAAGGAUGCGUACUUUCAAAUGCGUGCUGCAUUAUUAUGGACCAUAAAUGAUUUUCCAGCGUACGCUAACUUAUCUGGGUAGUCUACCAAAGUCUAUAAAGCAUGUCCAUAUUGUAUGAAGGAAACUAGCUCUACUCGACUACCAAAUCAGGGAAAAUGUUGUUACAUGGAUAAUCGCCGGUUUCUUCCUACCGAUCAUAAUGGAGAGAUAACAAAUCUUUUAAUGGAAAAGUAGAAGCAAGAGGUCCUCCUAAAUAUUUAUCUUCGAAUGAGAUUUUAGAGCAACUUAGAGAUCUUGAAGACAUGAAAUUAGGAAAAACAAUGAAAUUGCCAAAGAGAGAUGAUAAUUGGAAGAAGAAAAGUAUUUUUUUUGAAUUGCCUUAUUGGAGUACCCUUUUGCUUCGACACAAUCUUGAUGUCAUGCAUAUUGAAAAAAAUGUACUUGAUAAUAUUCUCGGUACUUUGCUAGAUAUUGAUGGGAAGUCAAAAGAUAAUUUAAAGGCUAGACAUGAUCUAAAGCAUUUGAAGGUUAUGAAGCAUCUUGCUCCAAUAUUAUAAAAUGGAAAGUGGCAUAUUCCUCCAGCACUUUACACCUUGUCUAAGGCACAAAAAGAAAAGGUGUGUAAGUUUUUAGAGACUUUGAAGGUUCCUGAUGGAUAUUCUUCUAACAUUUCAAAAUGCAUAAACCUUGACAAGCGUAAAAUAUAUGGUCUUAAAACUCAUGAUUGCCAUGUGCUUAUGGAACAAUUAUUGCCACUUGCAAUUCGUGGGGUAUCCUUACCCAAAGUGUACGAUGUGAUAGUGAAAUUGAGUACAUUUUUCAAGGACCUGUGCUCUAAAACAUUAAAAGUGAAAGAUUUAGAAAAUCUUGAAUGUGAAAUUGUGCUUACUUUUUGUGAAAUGGAGAAGAUUUUUCUUCCAUCAUUUUUCACUAUCAUGGUCCACUUGUGUGUCCACCUAGCUACUGAAGCAAAAAUUGGUGGACCGGUACAAUAUCAUUGGAUGUAUCCAAUAGAAAGGUAUUCCUUAGUAUAUGAAUAUUUUUUGUUUAGUUUCUUAAUUUAACUAUUUCAACAUGUUUUCAAAUUUUUUAUUAUUUUGUAGGCUCCUACGUAGAUUUAAAUGUUAUGUUCGAAAUAAGAGUAGGCCGGAGGGUUUCAUCACGGAAGGUUACAUCAUUGAGGAGUGCAUGUACUUUUGUUCAAAGUACUUGCAUGAAAUUGAGACCAAAUUUAAUCAACCCGAGAGGAAUGAUGAUGCGGGAAAUAAUGACUACGAAGGUAUAUCAAUCUUCGCAUCAUCGGGUAUUCCUUUGGGGAAGGCUAAAAGUAGGUCUCUCAAUGAGGAAGAGUUAGCUCAAGUACGAGAAUAUAUACUUAAGAAUUGUGAUGAAGCACAAGCUUAUUUAGACGAAUAUGAAGAGAGCACAUCUAACAAAAAUUUAGUGGAUUGGUUUCGUGAUCGGGUUAUGAAUCUGCCUAAUUAAGGCAAUGAUCAAGUCGUAAAAGAUUUGAAAACUUUGGCUUUAGGUCCUUUGCAAGGUGUUUUGUGUUUAAAUGGAAUUCUUGCAAAUGGGUUUAGAUUUCACACAAGGGAUAUUGAAAUGAAAAGGGUACACCAAAAUAGUGGAGUUAUGGUCAAGGGCAUUGUUGGGAAUUCAGAAAAAGAUUACUAUGGGAUCCUCACUGAGAUACUUGAGAUACAAUAUUUGGAUGGAAAACGUGUGGUGUUGUUUGUUGUGAUUGGUGGGAUGUUCAUAAAGUUGGAAGAGGUGUUAAGGUUGACAAGCAUGGCAAUGUGAGUGUCAAUAGUCAUUGUUCAUUGCGUACCAAAGAACCCUUUGUGCUCAUGUCUCAAGCUCAACAAGUAUUCUAUGUUAGUGAUGGACUUGAUCCUGAUUGGCUUGUUAUUGUGAAGACCCAUCCAAGGCAUCAUUAUAAUGUUCCAGAAAAGGAAGUGAUUGAAAGUGAUGAGGAUGCAUUACAACAACUACAACCAAUGAUCGCUGAAGGCCCUCAUGUCUUAAGCACAACUAAUUUAGAGGAGACUCAUGAUCCACCUGUUGAAAUAAGAGAUGAUGUUGGUGAAAUCGUCAUAGAUGCCACUGAGGAAAAUCAACCCAAAGAUUUCAGUUCUGAAGAAAAUGAACAGUUUGAUGAUGACGAUUUACUAGAAGAUGAUGAGGAUGAUAGUGAGAGUGACCAAGAGAGUGAUAAUGAUGAUGAUAUUGAUCUUGCUUGACUCAAAUUUUUUGUGUUUUUUUUUAAGUUAUGAAUUGCUUGUAUUCAUACUUAUAUCUUAGGCGUUUUGAACUAUUUCUUUAAUUACGUUUGCUUUUUUCUUACACUUUAUAUUUGUGCUUAAUGGUUUUUUGUAGAAUAUUUUUAUGUGAAAUGCCUUUAUUAUUGUGAAUAAUUAUUGAUAAUAGGCCUUAUUAGACUAACAAAGUAUCUGACAUGACAUGUAUAGUAGCUAGGAGGUUCACCCAUGCAUUAGGUUUUAUAAGGCAAUUAAUGUGCAAUAUAAUUCUGCAACUCGUGUUUGUUUUGUAACUGUAAAUUUUAUGAUCAAU
This is a messenger RNA of Chenopodium quinoa (quinoa), 5470 nucleotides long. RefSeq lists its product as uncharacterized. Lineage: Eukaryota; Viridiplantae; Streptophyta; Magnoliopsida; Caryophyllales; Amaranthaceae. The record is from RefSeq and is a predicted model, not a curated record. The transcript is spliced from 3 exons. Bases 1886 to 2980 code for a protein of 364 amino acids.